UCAGUAUCGUCGUCGUACGUCAAUUCGAGAGAGAAGGACAGUGACUGUGAUAGCUACCUUGUUAUAAUGCCAAUCAUUUCAUUGAGAGACCGCGACCAGUGAACUACCCACGGUGUUGCUCAACGUUAUCUAAGCUAUCAGUCAGUCAGGUCGUAAACGGGCCGCGGAAUGGAUUUCUCGCUAAUCUUUACCGUUUCGGUGCGUGAAGAUGGAAGAAAAUAUAUCCAGUAGAAGCAUAAAACUAAAUCCUUUCUAGGAAAUUUGAUUACAAAGUUUCGGUGUGACGGAAAUCGAACGGUGCUGCUUUUUGCGAAGUGCUUCAACCUGAGGUGGUUGUUCGUUAAUCUUUCGAAUUGAUAUCGGACCGUGGCAGUAGCUUAUCAAACCAUUGUUGGGGGAAAAAGUGAUAAAGGAAGCACAAUUUUGGCAAUAAACGUCACAGACAAGAGGCAAAUUGUGCUGUUACUACAAGGCAUGAAUUAUUUUUUUUCUCACACUUGACUCAAUUGCAGUAUGAAUGAUCACACUCGUGUGCGUGCAGUGGAAGUACUCCAUUGAAGAGUAUGCGUACUGAUGUGUAGAGGCAGAUCGAAAUAUAUGAAUUAAAAAUUCUUGAAUCAAUGACAUUGUUAUAUCAUGAAGGUGUGUAAAAGAGAAGAGGAGCAGCGAGGAAAUGCAGUCAAAUCGAGUGUAAUCUGAUGCCAGCCUUCAAUGUGCAGUGCCAAAAUUGCCACUGCUAGUGAGCUGAAGAGGUCGACUGAAGGCAGUCAGUCCUACGAUAGUGCGCCAUAGAAUGUGAGCAAGGUGUUAAUUAUGGUCAAAGCUAGGUGCAGCUGAAACACAUGAUUUCAGUUCUGAAUGGGCCUACGAUUAGUUAAGUGUCGCCAUCUUGCAUGUAUUCGCGCAAAUCUCUUCUCUUCCAAUAGGAAUCAGUCGUCAGUCUGCUCUUGCAUGCUGAUGUCGUCACAAAUAUUUUCUCGUGUGUGAUUUCUGUGCAGUGUGAGAAGAGUGAGGAGUUGGAAAAUUUUAGCUCGUGUUUUCGCGUCCAGAAAUCAAUGUUCUGCAAGUGCAAUUUGGUGUAAACGAUGGCGUAAUAUCAAAUACAAUCGAUAUACUACCCGAGGAAUAGCAGGAAAUGUAAAAAAGUUCACAAAAUGAAUGAGAACUUCGCGGCUGCAGCUGCCGCAAAACAAAUGCCAAUUGAAAAGCUAGUGCGUGUUGGAUAUUACGAACUUGACAAAACCAUCGGAAAAGGAAACUUUGCUGUAGUAAAACUAGCAUCCAAUGUGAUAACAAACUCAAAGGUUGCAAUUAAAAUAAUCGAUAAAACAUGUCUCGACGAAGAGAACCUGGCGAAAACGUUUCGCGAAAUAUCAAUACUAAAAGUGUUGCACCAUCCGCACAUAACGCGCUUGUACGAGGUCAUGGAGUCACGUAAUAAAAUCUAUCUAGUAACGGAGCACGCAGCGAGGGGUGAAAUUUUCGACCACCUGGUGGCAAACGGGCGAAUGAAGGAGGAAGAAGCGGCACGUAUCUUUUCGCAGAUUAUCUCCGCCGUCGACUAUUGUCACAGCAAGGGAAUUGUUCAUCGCGACCUGAAAGCGGAGAACGUCCUGUUGGACAAUGAGAUGAACGUAAAGCUGGCAGAUUUCGGAUUUAGUAACACCUUUUCGGAAGGAACGCCUUUGCGAACUUGGUGCGGUUCCCCUCCGUAUGCAGCUCCAGAAGUAUUUCAGGGGGUGGAAUAUGAUGGUCCAAAGUCCGACAUUUGGAGCUUAGGGGUGGUAUUGUAUGUACUAGUUUGCGGUGCCCUUCCCUUCGAUGGCGCUACGUUACAUGACUUGCGAAGUGUGGUUGUCGCAGGAAAGUUUCGCAUUCCGUUUUUUAUGUCACAAGAAUGCGAGCACCUCAUUCGGCACAUGCUUGUGGUGGAACCAGAAAAACGCUACACGUUGAAACAGAUAGCGCAGCAUAAAUGGUUGGAAAUGUACAAUUCUAUUCCGAUGCUCGAGAAAAUAUCUUACCAGCCAACGGAAGGCGCAAAUCUAGACACAAUUGUAAUGACUCAUAUGUUACAACUUCCUGGCCUUACAGCCGACAUGAUCGCACAGUCCGUACACGAAAAUCGCUUCGACCACAUUUACGCAAUCUAUUAUCUGCUAGUGGACAAACUAAAGCAGAAACGGAAAGAAAAAAAUAGGUUACAACAUCACGCCAGCUUAGCAUAUUCACGUUCCCGAAAGACUAGCAUUACAACGGGUGUCGUAGACCGAACGGAGGUAAUCAAGAAUGAUUCACUGGAAAGGCUCAGCCCACUUACAAACACGGGCUCCCCGAUUAUCAACAUGUCCGCUGGCCUAAGCGCAUCGGAAGAACUGGAAAAGUACGAUACCGAAUCGGCAAACAUGCCGAAAACGCCAGAAUCGACGGAUCAUCUGUUUCCUCCCACGUGCGCCAAUGCAUCGGCCAACACUCGACGUCACACCGUCGGGCCAGGGGAUGUGGCCCAUGAACAAGCAUUGGCCAAUCCGAAUGCACCUAUCAACUUCAAAGUUGGUUCUGCAGAACAGCAACCUCCAACGCAGAAUGUCCCCAUCAACAUUCCGAUGCUGCAGAAUCAACCAAUCCACAAUCUCACAAUCAAAGAUCAGCAUUUGUUGAAACCACCCACUGUUAUGGGAGCGAGUGCCUUUGGAAGACGGGCGUCAGAUGGAGGUGCCAAUUUGCACAUUUACUAUCCAACUACAUCUAACAUCAACGAGCAACCAGUCGCUGAGGUAGUGUACGGCAGCCAAGCGGCGCAUGUAAUGACGCCUGGGGCCGGUCCUGUGAUUGUUGAUCAUCCAAUGCCCGUUACCGGUGGUACUGAAGCACCUGAUGAUAGUAGUGAUGAAAUACAAAGAUAUAUGCAUGGUCGAGGAUGCACAAAGCGGCACACUGUGGGCUGUACCGACGACCUAUCUAAUAGUAAUGCAACGUCAAUGGAACCCCCCCAAGCACACUCACCAGCCCCGUCCAGCGCCGGGACAAGUGGUGGAGGACGAACCCGUAGGACUGGCUUACUCACAGUUAUGGAACGACCUCCCGUGAUUAGUCCUGAUCUGGUACGCGAAGUAGAGGCACGAAUGAAUCGCAACUACCUACCUCCAUCGCUAAUGACUACACCGAUGUUGACGGCGCCCCCACUGCCAGCGCACAUGUCGAGUGUCGGAGUAGGUGGAUCAGGAACGCUUACAUUGGGCGGUAUGCCGGUAUUGCAACCUCCUGGCAGACCGAGCGCACCAACUCCAGUGUUGGGAGGAUUUGGAUUGCCAACAGGAUUAGAACAAAGCUCUCCACCUCCUCCUCCUCCUGGUUCUUCCUUACAGCCCACCUCGACACAUCCCAAUGCCCCUUGCACUGCACUGCAGAAUGUUUGUAGUAGACGCUUUGCUAGAACAUGUAAACUGCCUACCGUUCAGGAAAUUGGCCGGUACAGCCCCGUGCGGCGAGCUUCGGAGGGUUCCAAGAUCAACACACAAUUCCAAAGACCAUUCCAGGAGUGCCAGCAGCUUCAAAAGGGUCUCAAUGCUGGCACUCAGCAACGAAACCUACUGAUUACACCAAGUCCACCGUUGGCGGACAAUUCGGUGAGUUUGCCAGGCUCACCAAUGCACUGCAAGCCCUUUGACGAUAGAUCUCAGCAAGACAUAACACUGCCCCAGGAUGUGAUACUAUCACUGGCACCUGGGCUGGAAAAACUAGUGCUGGAAAAGCGGAUACAGAUCGAGACAGCGAAAAGCAUUAUAAGUACACGGACAGUGCCAUUCGAGGUGCGACAGCAGCUAGGGCUGUUAGCUCACACGGUAAAUCCGGACCUGGGUUAUGCGUUACAACAGCAGCUGCAGCAUAGCCAAAGCGUUUCGCCUCUCACAGCACGACCGGGCACACUGCAGCCCACCAACUUUGCGGGUAGUAGUAUAGGUUCAGCAAAUUACAGUUAUUUCGGUGGUCUACCGUAUCCUACGUUCGCUACGCCAGGAACAAUACCUGGACUGACUUUUCCAGGAAGUAAUAGUAAUAGUGGGUGUCCUUCCCCUGUGUAUUAUAAUGAAUGUCCCUCGCCCAUCCUACCGACUGGGGGCGGUGCCUCGCCGAUGCAUCAAAUAACACGUGGUAUUAGUAUUAUGAACACCGGAGGAAGUGCAACUUCGGCUGCGGGAGGUUCGAUUACUAGGGGAACCUCGGCCGCCUUUUCGGUGUCUUGCAAUGAGCCGCUAGAUCUUAGUAUGGACGUAGUUAAUAGUGAGGAACUAGAUUAUCCAAGAAAUAAUUUCCUGAUUAAUCCAUCGGCAACCAGUGGUUCGACUCUUAAUUAUUUAGAUAUGAAAAAUUUUAGCCUUAUGCCACCACAACAAAUGCGUCUAACUGCAACACCCCCCACUUCGCCUAAUCUAUGUAUUAUACAAGAGGAGAAUCCUAACGCUGCUUUAUUCCAAGGUAGUAUACCCUUUAAGAGUCAAUCUGCCGGAGCAUCUCCGGAGGAUUUGAGCUUUCAACAUACUCAUCCCCAGAUAUACUUGACGGAUGUUCAAGGUAGUGAAAUAACUCUGGUGGCAUCGUCUGACUCUAGUCAUGAUAGUGACGAUUCGCUCAACUGCAAGAGCUCAGGACUGGGGUUCCAGGGUCUACUGAUAUCGGAACCCUCUAGUGAUAUGCCUUCGAUAACACGCGGUGUUGGAAGGAAAGCUAGUCUCGAAACUGAAAACAAUUCAACGUCAACCUCGGCAAAGUUGGAUACGGACACUAGUGACUCGUAUGCCCGCCGAGGAAGUGAUAAGUCGCUCGGGUUCAGUGACGAUAGUCUAAGCAAUGAUUCGAAUCAUUCGAAUCUUUCACCUAGUCAAGAGCCGUCCGCUAGCUCCGGCUUCAAGAGUUGCGAUUCUCACUCGGAGCAAGACGCACGACUCAGUCCGGAUUCGUUGUGUGAAAAUAAAACACUCACCGACGAGUGCUACGAGCUGCCUCUGCCGCAGGAAUGUUCCACGCUCGACUCUUCUAGAAUACUGGAGAUGGUUAAGCGAAGAAUUGACUCCAAAGUGCCGCCGAUGGGGUGCGUUUUCAAUGCACCGAAACAGGAUCCCGACGGUGGCCAGCACAGUCGAAGCGAAAUGGAUAGUUCCUUUGCGGUAGGGGAGAGUUCAAAUCUUAGUCUAGAAUAUUCGGGUGGUUUGCAGAUCGAGCUGCAGGUGUUCGAGGGACGCAUGAAGGACAGUCACAGUGGCAAGGGUAUCAAGCUACGGCGGAUAUCCGGUGACCAGAACGAGUACGGAAAGCUGUGCCAGCAGUUGAUCACUUCGCUUACCGUUUGAAAGUACGACAGCCGUUUAACAGUAAAGUGCCGCAGACGUAUUUGAGAUUUCUCGCCAUUUUCAAGCGUAAGCAAUAUCCUGCCAUAGUUGCGAAAUUAUUCUUCGUGUAUCUCGUCGUUAAGUUCGAUUUAGGUUUUAAUAGGUUACUGGGCAUGGGCACUUUGUAGGAAAAAAAAUGAUGUAUGGUUUCCUAUUUUUUGGGAUUGGUCGAUGUCAUGGGUCUGGGUAAAGUAAUAUUUGCAACUUUUCGCGCCACUUUUUCUCACAACUGGUGUGGGUCGUCUGGAAGCAUUGGAUAGAUUUUGCUGGGCUUUAUUCUAUUGAAGUAUCUUUAAACUAUCCAACUGUAGGGGUGAAAGAAGUUCAUUUACGAGUACCAAAUCGAGGUUGUGCUGUGCGCUAUUUAACUCAUGUAUAAGAUUUUUUUCGAAAGCAAGAUCAGGGAUGCCUGGUGUUUUUAGGAAUAAUCUACACCGAGAUCGACGGAAGUAUGCACAUGUCUUUGCUGCUACUAUUCAAGGGUGUGGGGGAGGGUUUUCAAUUAUUUACGGUUUAUAAAACUGAGCCUAUACAUACGUUGAGCAGUUUGUAGAAAGUAAGGCAACAUCACUUGAUUUCAGAGAACUUCGGAAAAGUCCAGGGAACGUUGUACGACUUCCAUUAGAUCUUCACGAAACUUCAUAGAACUUCAUAGAAUUUUAGGAAACUAUAAAGAAGAUCUUUAUAUCUGCGUGGAAAAUCAGGAAACUUUCUAGAAUUGCAGCAAAGUUUGUAGAAGUUCAGCUAACUUUGUAGAAGCUCUGAGCAAAUUGAACUUUAGUGAACUUAGUCGAAGGGCAGAUAAUUUUUUAUUCAUCAAAGUUUAUAGAAAUUUAGAGAAUUUCAUAAAAUUCGACAUCAGGGAACCUCGGAAAACUUCAGGGACAUCUUAGAUGUUCAAGUUACAUCGUAGGAAUUUAAAAAAAAAUCGUAGAGCUUCAGAGGACUUAGUGCAAAUUCUAGAAAAUAUUGUAGAUGCGGGAACAUUGUACAAGUUUGGAGAACUUCAUAGAAGUUAUGGAAACUUUAUUUAUUUUAGGGAACUUCAUACAAGCUAGUGAACAUUUUUUUAUCUCCAUCGUACUACGUUGAAGUUUAAUAGACUUGAAAAUAAGUUAGGGAAUUUCGUAGAAUCUUGGAAAACUUCGUUAAACUUUAGGAAACUUCGUAGAAAAAACAUACCGGGAACUUUGUAGAAGUGCUGCGAGCUUUAGACUAUUUUUUUUCCUUGAUUUGUUUCCCGUCGAUCUUGUUUUCCGUGCUGAGCACCAAUGUUACCGACGCCAGGAAGGCAGCUCCCACGCCUGGACCCUACCUAUCGACCCAUCAACUCAUGAACCGGGGACCAACAGCUUUACUUCCCUUCCGAAGGAAGGCGUGAUCAGAGAUGUU
Ochlerotatus camptorhynchus is the source of this 6782-nucleotide messenger RNA. It is a transcript of the gene Sik3, whose product is annotated as Salt-inducible kinase 3. Gene Ontology annotation, cellular component: cytoplasm. The coding region runs from base 1155 to 5351 and encodes 1398 amino acids. Gene Ontology annotation, biological process: protein phosphorylation; intracellular signal transduction. Lineage: Eukaryota; Metazoa; Arthropoda; Insecta; Diptera; Culicidae. The record is from RefSeq and is a predicted model, not a curated record. The transcript has 6 exons. Gene Ontology annotation, molecular function: protein serine/threonine kinase activity; ATP binding.